AUGUCUGAGGGAGCAUUGAAGCCCGAGAAGGACUUCUCCAAGGAGGUCGACAAGCAGCUUCCCGAGGCCGAAGCUCUGGCCAAGUCGAACCUCCAAGGGGCCAUUGAGAAGCUCACCGCACUCGAGAAGCAGACCCGUCAGGCUUCCGAUCUAGCAUCCACAUCGCGCGUCCUCGUCGCCAUCGUGACACUAUGCAAAAAUGCCGGCGACUGGAGCCUGAUGAACGAUCAGACGCUGGUGCUGUCCAAGAAGCACAGUCAGCUCAAGCAGGCCAUCACCAAGAUGGUCCAGACUGUUGUUGGCUUUCUCGAUGCGACACCAGACCUCAAGGCGAAGCUCUCCGUCAUCGAGACGCUGCGGACGGUCACUGAGGGCAAGAUCUUUGUUGAAGUGGAGCGGGCCCGUGUGACCAAGAUUCUGUCCGACAUCAAGAAGACGCAGGGCGAUCUCAAUGCGGCCACCGAGAUUCUCUGCGAGCUGCAGGUCGAGACCUUUGGGUCUAUGGACCGACGAGAAAAGACCGAGUUUAUCCUGGCUCAAGUCGCCCUCUGCAUUGAGAGCGGAGACUGGACACAGGCCGGCAUUCUCGCCCGCAAGAUUAGCACCAAAUAUCUGGCGCGAAAGCCCAAGAAGACGGCUGAGCAGCUAGAAAAGGAAAAGAAGGACCACUUGAAGCUGCGCUUCUACGAGCAGCAAAUCACUCUCGCCAAGCACGACGACAAGUACCUCGAUGUCUGCAAGCACUACCGGCAAGUGCUCGACACGGAGGCGGUUGAGGAUGAUCCCGCCAAGCUUCACCCUACCCUCCAGCGCAUCAUCUACUUCGCCAUUCUGGCCCCCUACGACAACGAGCAACAUGACCUCCUCCACCGUAUCCACCGCGACACUCGAAACUCCCAGAUCCCUCUAGACGCCGAGCUUCUCCGGCUCUUCACCGUUCACGAGCUGAUGCGGUGGCCCGAGAUUGCGAAGAAGUUUGGCCCGCACCUGUGCAGCACCGACGUCUUCGACGCCCAAUCGGGCCAAUCGUCGGACGAGAAGGCUCAUCAGCGGUGGGAGGACCUUCGGAAACGUGUCAUUGAGCACAACGUGCGCGUGGUGGCAGAAUACUACACGCGCAUCCAAAUGAAGCGCCUCACCGAGUUGCUCGACCUGGCCGAGGAUGAGACGGAAAAGUACAUCAGCGAGCUCGUCACUUCCAAGACGGUCUACGCCAAGAUUGACCGGCCUGCCCGGGUUGUUAGCUUUGCCAAGCCCAGGGAUGCGGAUGAUAUCCUCAACGAAUGGAGCCACAACAUGAAGAGCCUGCUGGGGUUGUUGGAGAGGAUCGACCACCUCAUCACCAAGGAAGAAAUGAUGGCGCGCAUCCAGCCUACCAGCACGAAGUAG
Messenger RNA from Hirsutella rhossiliensis, 1389 nucleotides. RefSeq names its product PCI domain-containing protein. The transcript is spliced from 5 exons. Gene Ontology annotation, cellular component: nuclear proteasome complex; proteasome regulatory particle, lid subcomplex; cytoplasm. The record is from RefSeq and is a predicted model, not a curated record. Bases 1 to 1389 code for a protein of 462 amino acids. Lineage: Eukaryota; Fungi; Ascomycota; Sordariomycetes; Hypocreales; Ophiocordycipitaceae.